This is a messenger RNA of Phacochoerus africanus (Common warthog), 2551 nucleotides long. It is a transcript of the gene GP6, whose product is annotated as glycoprotein VI platelet. Lineage: Eukaryota; Metazoa; Chordata; Mammalia; Artiodactyla; Suidae. The record is from RefSeq and is a predicted model, not a curated record. The transcript is spliced from 8 exons. The coding region runs from base 105 to 1211 and encodes 368 amino acids.
CUGGGGACAGGAGAUAAGUGAGGCUCCUUGGAACUUGCGUGCAAGUCAUUCCACGGAGGGGCGGGCUCCAGCCUGAUGGGUCUCCAUUAGGAAAAGCCAGGCUGAUGGGGGAGGGGAGAGCCCUCUGCAUCCUCAUCACAUCCUGUCUCUUCGCCAGCCCCCACCCAAGGCUUCCUUCCUGGGCUCCCGAGCUCAGGACAGGCCAAGGAACCAUGUCUGCAUCCCUGUCUGCCCUCUUCUGUCUUGGGCUGUGUCUGGGGCAGGUGACACACGCUCAGACAGGCGCCCUGCCCAAGCCCUCCCUCCAGGCCCUGCCCAGCUCCCUGGUGCCCCUGGGCAAGUCGGUGACGGUCCGCUGCCAGGGGCCACCGGACGUGGACUUGUACCGCCUGGAGGAACUGCGGUCCGGAAAGUACUUUGACCAGGCGGUCCUCUCCAUCCCGGUCAUGGAACAAAGAUUCGCCGGCCGCUACCGCUGCUCCUACCAGAACGGGACCCUCUGGUCUCCAGCCAGCAACACGCUGGAGCUGGUCGCUACCGGAGUUUUCAACAAGCCCUCACUCUCCGCCCAGCCCAGCACGGCGGUAUCCCCGGGCGAGGACGUGACGCUGCGGUGUCAGAGCCAGUACGGUUUUGACCAGUUUGCUCUCUACAAGGAGGGGGACAGCGGGCCCUCCAAGACCCCCGAGCGGUGGUACCGGGCUGAUUUUCCCAUCACCACGGUGACCGCCGCGCACAGCGGGACCUACCGAUGCUACAGCUUUUCCAGCGGAUUGCCCUACCUGUGGUCGGCCCCCAGCGACCCCCUGGAGCUCGUGGUCACAGGGACCUCUGUGACCACCACCCGGUUGCCCCCAGAACCACCUUCCACCGUGAAAGAAUUCUCAGAAUUCGGGGGGAGAUGGAACCACUUGCUGGUGAACAAAGGCUCCUCCACUGAACCUCCCAGGAAUGUCACUGUCCUUCCAAAGGAGUCAGACCCUCCACCUGGUCUUGCCCUCCAGUCCUACACUGAGGGGAAUCUGGUCCGGAUAUGUCUUGGGGCCGUGAUUCUAAUACUCCUGGUGGGGCUUCUGGCAGAAGCUUGGCACAGCCGAAAGAAACCCCUGGUGCACCGGGUCAGAGCUGUCCACAGGCCACUUCCACCCCUUCCCAGACACAGAAGUCAUAGUUGUCAGGACAGGGGUCUGCCCAGUGGUACCCACUGUUAGAAUCCCAAGGCUUGAUUGUAUCUAAGAGAUAGGUUGUGGGAGUGGGGAGGGGGCUGAGAGUAUGUGGAGUGUCAGAGCAAAAGGACAGAGGCCACAGCCGUGGAGGAGGAGGCCCCGGGGGUCCUUCUCGGUGCCCCAUCAAGGAGUGGCUGAGUCAGCGUCUAUCAGACUCACUGGUCUGGGACGCUCUUUGUUUGGGCUGAAGGAUCAAGUGGAUGCCCCAGUCUCCUUACUGAUAUCUUGCUGAGGGUGGACCUUGUGGCCCCUUAACUGGACCAUCAUACUUAUCUCUUUCUUUAACCUUCUCUAAUGUGGGUCCCAGAUUGACUGCUCAUAUUCCCAACUCUCACAGGUGACCUGUUCUAUCCUCUGCACUAAACUCUUCCAUGUCCCCCCACCCCAUUCCCCCCCUGUGCUUUUUUCUGGUUAUCCCCAAACCUAACACUCACUCUAACCCUAUCUUAAACUACAGUCUGAAAACACUCCUCCUGUUUCUUGGGAUGCUCCAGGUUCUUUCAGGUUUUGGGGCAUUUUAUUCUUUCCCCCUAGAAUAUAAUAAUUAUAAUUAAUAUGUUAGUGGUUUCCCUUUAUAUUAGAAAAAAAAUCCAAAGGCCUAAGCUUGUUCUAAAGGCCAAAGUAGGUAAAUCCUUAGAGCCAGAAAGCAGACGGGUGGUUGGCAUGGAUUGAGGGGAGGAAGGAAUAGGAAGCGAUUGCUUAAUCAGUGUGUUUAAAAAAGCUUUGCUUUGAUGAAACUUUUGGAGUUGGAUAGAGGUGGUGGUUUCCAAGGUGAUUAUACUAAAUGCCAUUGGAUUGUUUGUUUUUAAAAUGGUUCAUUUCGUGUUAUACCUCAAUAAAAAAGAAAAAAACUACCCCACCCUGUGAUACCGUCCAUCUCUGUGUGGGGUCACUUGUCCUAGGGAGUGGUGUGAGGUACAUGAGAACUGCUUUCCCUUCCCGGUUGCUAGGCUUCAGCACCCUGUUGAGGGCUGUCCCCACCUGCUAAGUUGAAGCCUUUCUUUUGCAGACACUCACAGUAUUUAGAUAAAAUCCAGCCUGGUUCUUCCAUGAGUAUGGCUCUUGUACAUAUUUAAGGUUCAAAUUCCUAUUCCGUAUGAACCUCAGACCCUGACCUGGAGGGGAACUUUCCCCCAGGGACACUGGACAUGAUGAUAUUCUGGGCUUGGCCAUGGGAUCUUCUAGAAAAGCAGAGAUAGUAUGUCUUCAAUAGGUUAAAACAGUGUUUCUAGUUUUCACUACCUGAUGCUGGGGGAGAGGGAUCCUACUCCAGUCUUAAAACCUUGGAGUUCCCAUUGUGGCUCAGUGGAAACAAACCUGACUAG